AGGCUAGUUAAAAUAAGACUUUAGUAACUUAAGGUUUUGAAAGCAUUCCUGUUUCUUUAGUAUAAAUUCUUUUGAGCAGGGGUCACCAGCCCCUAGGCCGCAGACUGGUAAUGGUCAGACUGGUAAGGAACUGCUCCGCACAGCAUGGGCUCAAAUUACCACCUGAACCAUUUCCUCACCACCCGUGUCCCCGCCCUCCCCAGGGAAAAAUCGUCCACCAAUCCGGUCCCUGGUGGCAAAAAGUUUAGGGACCGCUGCUUUUCAGGAAAAAAAAACCUUGGAUAAAUUGGACUUUUCAUGCUUUUGAAGCAGUUUUGCUGAAUUAAAUCCUUUCCAGAAAUUGUAGUGAGUAGAAAGAUGGAACUAGAGGCAAGGAAGUUGAAAGCUGCAAGUCUAAAGCAGCAAGCUAGAAAAGGUAGAAGUUAAAAACAUGGCUAAAGGUGUGGUGACUAAGGACUAGGUGAGAGAAGAGAUUUUCAGACGAGACUGUUCACACCUCAGAACCUUUGCUUACACUUAUACCCCUUCGCAACCGUAUUGUAAUCUUUCUCACCCAAAUUAUUGUUCUCUCCUACAUGCUUCCACAAAAUACAGUAGGAGUACCUGAAACCCUUGAAAGUCAAAUUGUCUGUUGCUAAGCUUUGUGCUUGGAGGACCAGGCAGUUGCCUACAGUGAGGGCGAUAAAUAAGUUGAAAUCUUUGCUGUGAUAUUGCGAUGGUAUCCCAGGGCACGAAAGGAAUCUGAAUAUAAAGGGGAAGGGAAUCUGUCCCACCAAAUGUCCACAAGCAAAUGAAGCGCCUUCUGGAGGGGCGGGGUCUCGACCCUAACCCUGAGUGGGCCGGCAAAUCUUGAAACCCCGGCCCCACCCGCCGCCCGGGCCGCUUACGGGAGCUUUGCGCACGCGCGCGUAGGGGACGGCGGCCGACGUGAUGCGUGCGGGGCGCGUGCGCAGCAGAGCCGCACGGUGGCGCGCUUCCUGCUCGUGACGCUCCCGGGUUCGUGUUCUCGGCAUGGGCACCUUGCUGUCGCCGUUGCUGACUCUGCUAUCGCUCCUUUCCGGCCCAUGGCUCGAACUAGGGAAUGGGCAGAUGACCAACAUGGUCCAGCUACCAGGUGGGAGAUUCCAGAUGGGAACAAAUUCACCAGAUGGCAGAGAUGGUGAAGGACCUGUCCGGGAGGUGACAGUAAAACCCUUUGCCAUCGACAUAUUUCCUGUCACCAACAAAGACUUCAGGGAUUUUGUCAGGGAGAAAAAGUACCAGACAGAGGCUGAGGUGUUCGGGUGGAGCUUUGUCUUCGAGGACCUGGUCUCCGAUGAGGUUAGACACAAAGCAACGCAGAAAAUGCAGGCUCUUCUCUGGUGGCUUCCAGUGGAAAGGGCAUUCUGGAGGCAGCCUGCAGGUCCCGGCUCUGGCAUCCGAGAGAAACUGGAGCUCCCAGUGGUACACGUGAGCUGGAACGAUGCCCAUGCCUACUGUGCUUGGCGGGGGAAACGGCUGCCCACUGAGGAAGAGUGGGAGUUUGCUGCCCGAGGGGGCUUGAAGGGUCAGGUUUACCCCUGGGGAAACGAGUUCCAGCCAAACCGCACCAACCUGUGGCAGGGAAAGUUCCCCAAGGGCGACAAGGCUGAGGAUGGCUUCCACGGAGUCUCCCCAGUGAAGGCCUUCCCCCCACAGAACAGCUAUGGGCUCUAUGACCUCGUGGGCAACGUGUGGGAGUGGACAGCGUCCGCGUACCAGGCUGCCGAGCAGGACAUGCGCGUCCUCCGGGGGGCGUCCUGGAUCGACACAGCUGACGGCUCUGCCAAUCACCGGGCCCGGGUCACCACCAGGAUGGGCAACACUCCAGAUUCAGCCUCAGACAACCUAGGCUUCCGCUGUGCUUCCAGUGCAGGCCGACCGCCUGGGGAGCUGUGAGCGGCCAUGCAGAGACGAGAAGAGUCCCCCGUGGCACUCGUGGCACCCCCUGGGCACAUUCCAAACACACCCAAACUCUUCAGACGACCUCCGUCCCCUCCCCCACCCUCUGUGGCAGGCAUCUCUCUCCAGGGCAGGAAAGGACCCUGACCUCCAUGGAGGGGUGCCGCUGUCUCUUGGAGAAGGGACCCAACUUAUUGAUUGUGGCCAGGAGCUGGAUGUUUCCUAUAGAGGUCCAAUGUUGACCCUGUAGGGGCCAGAUGCUCAAAAGAGUUGGGGUACAGUGCUCUGAAGGGCAGUUUGUGAAAAAAUUUUAAAUCUGCUCCCUCCCCCUUUCUCCCUGUCUGACCCCAGGAUGUGACAUUGUUUGCUCAGGACAGAAUUUCCCCAGGGCUCCUUAUUUUCCCGGCAAGUUGCUGUAGAAAGAAAAUGGUUCCUUCAUUUGCCUUAUUGGUGGGGUGACGUGCACCUCCGAGGGAACCUAGUUUCCACUGUGUGUGAAAUGCAGUCCUGUGGGCUCUUUAAAGCACAGUGUCAGUCUUACAAGGGUCGAGGAGAACAACAGAUUUGCCAGGCGAAACUGCACCACGGGAGUCCCAGAGUGAAUCAGUCAUACUCCACAGAGACAAAGCGCAGGAGCUUCCCUUUCUAUUGUUUGCUAUGAGAGGGCUACCAUCUGCCUCUAGGAACAUGUCCCCAUUGAAGAGCCUGCUCCCAUGGUGUCACUGGACGUUGUGAGGUCAGUAAACUCUCCUGUGAUUGUAA
This is a messenger RNA of Hippopotamus amphibius kiboko, 2682 nucleotides long. It is a transcript of the gene SUMF2, whose product is annotated as sulfatase modifying factor 2. Gene Ontology annotation, cellular component: endoplasmic reticulum. Lineage: Eukaryota; Metazoa; Chordata; Mammalia; Artiodactyla; Hippopotamidae. The record is from RefSeq and is a predicted model, not a curated record. The transcript is spliced from 9 exons. Bases 1012 to 1917 code for a protein of 301 amino acids.